AUGUCGAGACCCAGAAAUACGGCUACAGGCUUACUUGUCGAGGAGCGCAUCAAUGUCCUUCCACUUCCUUCUUCAACUGUGAAGAAAGAUGCUGCCGUUUGGGCUUCUGGCAUUUCCACUACUGAUCCGCCUACUACGCCGUCGUUGACUGGUGUCAUCUUUGCUUGCAAUGGGCGAAGUGCGACACUAAAUAUCUACGGCAAUCCUCCUUUGGAGAACAGUACCGUCAAAAGACAGGCCAUUAUUCCAAGUAUCGACGUCACCCGCGUCGCCGACUUCGUCAAGCAGCACGAGCAACAAUGCCUGACACCAACCCAUGCUCGAUGCCACCAAACCCUAAGCGGCGAACCCCUUAACAGAGGCUACAGACCUCCACGUCUCUGGAACGUCAAUACCAACAAGCUCGAAGAAGAUCCUCGUGAAAUGCAGGCUUCCUCAUAUAAUGCACUGAGCUACACCUGGGGCCGGCAGCGAGCCGUAGACCCGUGCUCUUUAUCUAUUGGUUUCAAGAUAGUCCAGUCGGCAUCCGAAUGCUUUACUUUUACCGUCCAUUAG
Messenger RNA from Fusarium redolens, 555 nucleotides. RefSeq lists its product as uncharacterized. Bases 1 to 555 code for a protein of 184 amino acids. The transcript is spliced from 3 exons. The record is from RefSeq and is a predicted model, not a curated record. NCBI's taxonomy places the organism in Eukaryota, Fungi, Ascomycota, Sordariomycetes, Hypocreales, Nectriaceae.